Molecule: messenger RNA, 2651 nt
Organism: Chinchilla lanigera (long-tailed chinchilla)
Lineage: Eukaryota; Metazoa; Chordata; Mammalia; Rodentia; Chinchillidae
Gene: Fbxo43
Product: F-box protein 43
Biological process (GO): negative regulation of meiotic nuclear division; regulation of mitotic nuclear division
Cellular component (GO): nucleus
Molecular function (GO): zinc ion binding
Source: RefSeq, a predicted model, not a curated record
CCAUCCGCCGGUCCAGGUGCGCGGGGCGGGCCCAGGUGUGUGCGGGUAGCGGCCUCGCAGGCGCCGCCCUCGGCGUCCGCGGCCCGGGCCUGAGGGACCGUUACCCGCCCGCCGCCCUCCGCCCCUCGGAAGCCCGAAUGUGGCGUCGCUGGUCCCCAAGCCUGGGCGCCGAGAACCAGGGCUCUGAGAGUGAGGAGCUUCGGAAUGAUGGGCUCAGGCCUCUCCGAGCGUUAGGCAUGACCUCCUCGGCGCGGGUUUUAGGUUCCCUCCCGACCUUAGCCUUCCAGGGCGGCUGCACGUUUCAUUUAAUUGCUCACACGGAACUUUUUAAGUGGCAUUAAUUUUGGCGUGACUUUUAAGGGCAAGCAUGUGAGAGUUUCUUUGGUUUUGGAAGACUACCUAAUUUUGACAUCUCAGAGCUCAAGAUUUACGGAUGAUAGCUACCUGGCUGCUCAUUUCAAAAGAAGAAUAAAAUGUUUUACUCUGCAGAAACGCAGUGUUUGAUGUCUGGAAGGCACUCAGCCAGCCCUGGAGCAGGAAGUGAGGUGGGCUCGCCUAUCAAGUUCAAGUACUCCAGCCACAGUGAUUUUUGUUCUCCAUCUUCCUUUGAAGAUAGUGGCCAUCAUGAGUUGUCAAGAUCUUGUAGCUUUGAUAAUGCAGAUAAAGAAUUUUUUGCAAAGAAAGAAAAGGACCCUGAAAUUUCAGGCCUGGGCUCAAUACACUCCCUAGAGUCUCCUGCUCAAAGAAAGAAAUUUGUCUUCCCUAGGAAGGAAAAUACCCCAGAACUAUGUGAAACUCCUAAAGUUGGUGGAAAAAAGUCUUUACCACGUAGAAGGUUAGAUGUAUCUUUCUCACUUCUAAAGAAAGACUCUGAAUCACAAAACAGUUCUCAAAGUAGUAUAAGCCAAGUUCUCAAUUUGGAAAAAAGUAUUCCUAACAGUGCUUUGGGUUUUCCAGAGCAAAAUAGCUUUAGCCCUUUAGUUACUAGCAGUGUAAAAACAGAAGAAGUGACUUCUAGCAGUCAAACCUUAAGACUAAAUUUUUCUCAACACAAGACUUCCACAAUUGAUGAUUCCAAAGAUGACUGUAGGCUAUUUGAAGUUGAAUGCAUAUCUCCAAUUCAGGGCAAUAAUUUUAAAGAUUCAAUCGCACACAACUUUAGUGAUAGCAGUUUGAGUGUUAAUGAUGAAAAUACAUAUCCUGAACUUCUGGGAUCCUCUGGUAGUAGAACAACCUAUAGUAGAGAUGAGGACAUAUUUGUGACUCCAAUAAGUAAUCUUGCAGCAGACAUUAAAUUUGCUGCAAGUCAAAGACUUUCUCCUUCAGUUGUGGUGAGAGGCAAUAUUUCCACUCCUGAAGACAGUGGUUUUAACUCACUGAGCUUGGAUAAGUCAGAAGAUUCCUUCUCUGAUCCGGAGGGUUCUUUUCAAGAACUAUUUCAGAAAUAUAAAGGGACUUGCAAUGUGGGAGACACGAUGAGAAAAUCAGGGUGUCUUGGAAGGUCAAGAAGACUGUCCACUCUUCAGGAGCAAAGCUCACAGUCCGAGUCAGAGGAGGAAAAGCACAUCAGCCACCCUAGGUCUGAAACAAGACCGGCAGCUGCUUCAGACACCUUGGAAAGUCAGCUGUGUACAGAUAAUACAAGUAGGGAUUUGACUUUAAGCUUUAAGAACUUAUCAAGGACCCCAGCCUUGCAAUUGGUGCAUGAACUUUGUAUGAAAAGCAAAAGGAAAAGAUUCCAGGGAAAGGAUACAGAUGAAUUCUUAGAAGAAAGGGAUGAGGGGAAAAUAGCUGUACUGCAGUGUGCACUUGCUGGACUGAUUGGCAAGAAGAUGGGUAUAGAACAACUGGACAUCUUAUCAGAAUUAAAAUAUAGAAAUUUAAAGCAUAUCCUUACUAUGGUUUUAGAUUCCUUGACUGCAGAGAGCCUAUACAGUGUUUGGAAUGUCAGCAGAAACUGGCGUGAAAUUAUUGUUCAAGAUAAAAGGGCAAAUCGGAGGAGAAAAUGUUAUAUCACACAACUAAAGGCAGAUUCUGAGGCGGCUGUGUUAAAUGUUGAGGAUGCUGCCACUCGGCUGCAUCUUUCACAUCGCUCAGCUUUAAGAUCAGUACAAGCACAGGCUCGGACACCCGGUUCUCAGAAAGAGCAAGUUCCAACUCUGUCUCCUUGGGGAGAAGUUUUGACACCUGUGGCAAGCUCUUCACUCACCCACAUAAGCAGUAAACAGGAAGAAUAUGUGAAGGUCGCCAGGACACUUUUUAUUGAUGAAGCAUUGAAGCCUUGUCCGAGGUGCCAAUCCCCUGCCAAGUACCAGCCAUAUAAGAAAAGGGCACUGUGUAGCCGCACAGCUUGUGGUUUUGACUUUUGUGUGCUAUGUCUGUGUGCUUAUCAUGGGUCUGAAGAAUGCAGCAAAGGAGCAACAAACCCAAGGAACAGAAAAGAUGCUCUCCCAGGAAGUGCCCAGAGUAAGCGGAACUUAAAACGCCUGUAGAGAGACUGCAAAGAAGUCCUCCCCCGUGCAGUGCUUUAUUUUUCUGACUUAAAAUUAUGACUAUUUUGAACACAUGAAAAUCUUCCCAUUAAUGAAAGAUGACGAUUUAUUUCCUAUUUUGUAUAUAUUUAAUACAUGUCGUUGCUUGUUUUCUUUAAA